Molecule: messenger RNA, 3156 nt
Organism: Danaus plexippus (monarch butterfly)
Lineage: Eukaryota; Metazoa; Arthropoda; Insecta; Lepidoptera; Nymphalidae
Product: Golgi-associated PDZ and coiled-coil motif-containing protein-like
Exons: 14
Coding region: 33-1967 (644 amino acids)
Biological process (GO): negative regulation of protein localization to cell surface
Cellular component (GO): Golgi apparatus; trans-Golgi network transport vesicle; membrane
Molecular function (GO): transmembrane transporter binding
Source: RefSeq, a predicted model, not a curated record
CGUUUGAUAACAACAACAAGUUUAUUGUGAAGAUGGCGACGACUGGAGUUGGAUUUCGGUGGUUAGAUUUAUUGGAAAAGGAGUUUGAUAAAGCAUGUGUCGAAUUAGAAACAUGCUUAACAGAAUUGGAAUCCGAGGACCAGGAGACUAUGUUCUGUGGUCGCCAGAAGAUAGCUACACUGAGUUCCUGUUUUGCACAACUGACUCACAAAGCCCUCACUAUAUUUCAAAAUAGUGCAAAACUUGAGGCCGAGCUUGUCGACAUGCGAGCGGAAUUAGUUCAAGCUCGGGCUGCAGGCGCUUGGCAGGCGGGCGGGGACGCGGCGGGUGGUGCGCCCGAGGCUGCGAGGGCGAGGGCCGAAGCCGCACAGCUUGCCAGGGAAAACGCUGCGCUUAGAGAAACUGUGCUCGCGUUGCAUUCGGAACUGUUCGGAGCUAGACUAGCAACUAAGUACCUCGAUAAAGAACUAGCGGGUAGAAUACAACAAUUACAACUGUUAGGUAGUGAAAUGCGCGCCGAGCUUAGGGACUCGUUGUGGGCCCAGGUGGAGGCGGAGAUUCUCCUCCAGCGUCACAAGACCCUGGUCCGUGUGUGUCGUGGCCUGACCCCCCGGCGGACGCUCCCCCCUCCCGCCCGCACGCCCCCCGCACCCCCUGCGCCGCCCGCACACGCGCCGCGGACCGUGCGCGUGCGACGCUCGCCGCAUCUCGGACUAGGGAUCUCAGUUACUGGUGGUCGUGAGCAUGGCGUCCCUAUCCUGAUCUCGGAGCUAGAGGCUGGCGGACCUGCCGCGCUCACGGGAGACCUCUAUGUAGGGGACGCCAUCCUAGCCAUCAACGAUGUUGACCUCACACAGGCUUGUCAUAAAGACGCGGUGGAGGCCCUGCAGAGUGUGAAGGGCGACUGUGCUCUCUGUGUACAGUUCAUAGCCACUGACGAGGAGGAUCGACUCUCAGACGACAACUACAGGUUCGCGCUGUAUCCUGAAGAAGACGGUUUCGGAGACGACGGAGAGGAAGGGGACGCGGCCACGCCCACCGCGCCCAGGACACCGGACUACACACGUAGCGUGUCGUGUAGUGAGGACGAGCACGACAUGGCGGUGCAGGGUGGCGGCGAGGCGGGCGCGGCGCUGGCCGGGGCCUCGUACACGGACUACAACAUCAACAACCUCUCUAUACUGGACAUGGACGAUGAUUCUAUCAAGAUAGCGCGCCUAGAGAUGUCUGGUCGACCAUCAUCGCUGCCAUCGUCCCGCUCCACGCCGGUACACUCGAGGGUCACCGCUAAGAAGAAGAGAAAACCACAGGACUGGCGUACUAAAGGGGCCUACUGUGCUGUAUCGGACGCACAAUCGUCAGACGACACGCGCGACACUCCCCGACAUUAUCAGAGUAUUCCCUCUCAAGAUUUCUACCAAUCCAAGUCUGAAUACCAGCCUAUAGAGACGCCUGUCGGUGAUACCUCAUGCGGUGUUACUGCUGACGUCACCCACGUGACGACCACCACCGACACCACCGUUACCACCGUCACCGUCAACGACCUACCACCAGCCACCAACAAUAACAUACCACCCAUGAACAACGCAGCUCUCUCCGACGACUUAAUCAACGACAACACGUCGUCUCUAUCCAACAUAUCAUCGACGACUAACGUGUCGCCUAAUAAUAGUGAAGUGAAGGCUGUGACGUCAUCAGUCCCGAAACAAACGACUUUCCACGACACUCAGACGCCAGCACACGAACGUCAUCACGCCAGAGUGAACGGCGAUAGACAGAGGAGAGAGGUGAAGAGCUUCCGGAUAGGUUCGGCGCGCCGCGUCACUGAGAGUGGGAUAAGGAACGGAGAGGUGGAGCGACACCCUCACGACUCGUACCCUCACGCUCAGUCACACCCUCACCCUCACCCACCCGGGCCGCGCCUACUGCCGGGUCGAGGAGACCCUGACUUUGGCACACCUGUGUGAGUGAGACGGCAACAUCUGUCCGUCUCUCUCGUUUUACUUUUUUUAUGCUCGGUUGUGCUACAGAAGGGAGGAGGCUUGGAGUCGUCGAUUAAUAUCAUAACGGUUUUAUGAAGGGACACGGUUUUCAAUUAAUUGUCAGCACCGUUUAAUGUCGCACAAUAACAAAAUUAAGAGCGAAAUCAGUAGAAGCCGCUUUACGGGCCGCGAUCAGAGAACGAGCCGCCGCGCCGGUCGCUUACACGUAAUGUUAGCUUUAAUAUGUGAGUUUGUUAGCUAAAUCGCAUUUUGUGUCGCCGUGGAUUAAAAUACAAUACAGUUAGAGUGUUUCCUACCGGACGAUAUUUGACACUUCUAAAAUAAGCAGAGAGACAAAGUAUCAUAUGCUUAAGUCGAUUAGUCGAUUGCUAGUUGCUUCAAUUAAUAAAUUAGGUUAUCAAAUUAUUGGUUGUAAAGUUUCCGAAUAUAAGUGUAAAAUAAGUCGAACCAUCGUAAUCAUCGGUUACGCAGGUGUUGCCGUUCGAUAAAACAGUGUCGGCACGUUCAAACAGAGUGGUAAUAAUAAUAUAAGUGAUUUUUUUGUUCGAGAGUGGUUCUUAAACAUAAAGAAACGUAACUUAGCGUUGAUUUGUUGCUCAUGUUGUCUAGUUUGUGAUGUUUACAUAGAAACCAAAUAAACAGAACAAUAUACUCCGCGGUCCCUCUUUGGAAAAAUCAUUUACGUUAUGCCUUUGAAUAAAUAUAAAUUAUAAUUAUAAAUCACGUCAUUUUAUACCUUGCUGUAAUUAAUGUAUGAAGCAAUUUAUUACAUUUGGGACUAACGAAAUAUUCAAUCCCUAUAAUUUGAGCCACUUCGUUAUAAGAUUUCGAUUAAUUCUUCCUAAAACUUAACGUCUAAGUUGUUUUAACUUUGGAGCUGCAUCUUGUAUUGUCCUGACCCUUGCACAUCCGUGCUGUGAUAUUUGAGAGAUCUUCAUGUAACAUUCCUAGGAACUGGACAUUUUAAUUGUCCGUCACUAGAAAAUAAAAUUUUGUGAUAAUUUAGUAUUUUAUUUAUAAAUAAAGUUUUAUCAUUUAUCGGCUUAGUAGAUUUUAUUUAUAUGAUUGUGCUAUAAUUUAUAUAUAUAUAUAUUUUUUUAUAUUCAUUAUUGUCUUCAAUAAACGAUGUAAAUUGCCCUCGUAGCUUCCGAGA